This is a messenger RNA of Misgurnus anguillicaudatus (oriental weatherfish), 2032 nucleotides long. Lineage: Eukaryota; Metazoa; Chordata; Actinopteri; Cypriniformes; Cobitidae. The record is from RefSeq and is a predicted model, not a curated record.
CAAAUUCUUGUUAUUGUGGAUCAUGCUGAAAGUUUGCACUUAAUUUACUGUAUGGUAUGACUCAUAUUUUCUGCAAAUGUAUUUCUGUGUGUUACAUGCAAUGAAUGGUACCUCUGUUAGAUGUGUUCUUGAACAUGAUUGGCUGGAUUGCUCAGGGGGAGGGGCUACUUGGCAUCCCAUUUGAUGAACCCUCAACAGGCGACAAUCCUCAGCUUGUGUUUCUCUCAACGUAACCAUGAAAAUAGCCUUUGUGACUGUAUUUUUGGGGAUGCUGUACCUGAUAGACGCCCAGGCCAGCAUCCAACCGCAGAAAAGCUUUGACCUUCAAAGGUUUGCAGGUAAAUGGUAUCGGGUCGGGUUCGCCUAUGAUUCUCCAGGCUUUGUUCCCUAUAGAAGCAAACUCACCAUCUCUAUGGGCAUCGUGGAACCAAAAGAAAAUGGGGAUGUUGAUAUGACAAUGUGGAAUUUAAAGCCCUCCAGCUGCCAGCGUAAAGUCUAUGUUUAUGAGAAGACAUCUGUGCCUGGUGUAUUUAACUAUUACAGUACCCGUCACAAAAGGGUGAAGGAUGUUACGGUCGUGGAGACGAACUACACAGAGUAUGCGCUGGUCUUCAAACACAAGAAGUUCAAUAAGGAGUACACACAAGUGGCCCUUUAUGGCCGUACUAAGAAGUUAAGAAGUGAUCUGAUAGAGAAGUUCAAAGCUUAUGCCAUAGCACGAGGCUUCUCCAGAGAAUCCAUACUGACUCCACCACCUGCUGACAACUGCCCUUCAUCAGGAUAUUAGUACCUGUUUCUCUUCAGCUUCACGACAACAUGUCACACAAUAUCCAAACUUUUCUCUUUUACAUAUUUAUUUCUGUUUAUAUACAUUCAUGCUGCUUUGUCUCCACUUACCUGUAAACCUAGAAGUUUGUAUGCCUUUACAUUUAUAAAUAAUAAUAAGGACAAAAUGCGUGUAAAAGUUUUAAUAUAAAAUUUUAUGAUAGAAGACUACAGUAAUAAAUACAGUAUUGUUCAUUGUUAGCUAAUGCAUUUAUUAAUGUUAUCAAAUACAACCUUACUGUAAAAUAUUAAUUGGGUGAUUUUACUGUACGCACUUUAAGUCGCACUAUAAGUCGCACUUUUUUUAUAGUUUGACUGGUCCUGCGACUUAUAGUCAGGUGCGACUUAUAUGUCAAAAUAAAUUUAUACUGACUAACAUGAAAGGUGCUCUAAGCGAAUUCACGCGGUUUAGACCAUAACAUUUUUUUGUUACAUACAGCAAACAUCUCCUCACUAUCUGCUCGCUGCCUGUCCGCUGAUCAAACUGUAAAAAAACGCAAUCUUUGUAGACAGCCUAACUGCAAUAAAAACAAAGUGGCCAAACCUACGACCAGAAACGAUAACAAAGUGUUCCAGCCAAUAAACGACAAGAAGGAUUUGGGGGUGGGGGUUGGGCACGUUCAUGAAAGCACGGAAGGGAGGGGGAGGAGUAAAGGGCUCGUUAUAGCCGUGCGUAGGUCCUACGGCGUAGCAGCAACGGCGUAGGUUCCGCGUCGGUUUUCAUUUAUACUUUUGCAUCGUCGUCCGCGUCGACGUGCAAACACACGCGCGACCGCUGGUAGGCAGUAUCCACGCGUGUAACCACAGUAGCAGCACAAACGUGAAAGAAGAAGAAGCUUAGCAAGUUAACCCACAAACGAAGAAGAAACAGCAACUUGUUGUGUGUAAUUUGAGAAGACCAGCAAUGAUGGAAGUAAAUAAACAACGACUUUUGAUGCAGUUUGAGUUAAAUCACUCCUCAACUUGGCUCAUCUUUGUUUUCACCGUCACAAACGGAAAUACCUAUGACGCAGUUUUUUUUACCUGAUGGGAGGGGUUCUGGUGGACCAAUCACAGCGCUUGCGGUCCGCGUAGAUCUGACGCGCUGUUAAAUUUUUUGUGAGGUGCGCGUCAGGCUACGCAGAGCUACGCACAGGCUACGGAUAGCCUACGCCGUAGCUACGGCGUAGAACCUACGCACGACUAUAAAUCGCCCUUUAGCUACGCU